UUAGAGAGAGAGAGCGUCGUUGGAAUGGAGUCGAACAAUCCAUGGUAAGGAGGUGAGGAAUCGACCUUUAUUAUCUUCCUUUUUUCUUUGUUAUCUUUAAAUUAAGUGUACGGUUUAUAUAGGCGGUGGUUGUUCUAAUUUUGUAGAUCGAGGUGUGUUCUUGUUCUCUAGAUUUGUUGUGUGUGUGUGUGUUUUUUUUCCUGGAUCUGGUGGUUGAAAACUUGGGAGAACUCUCUUGUCUGGGAGAUGAAAUUACGGUUUUUGGUUCAGAGGUAGUUAAAGGCCUAGUUUGCACUGAUUGCAGAAGCAAGAUUGUUGUUGUUGGAGACUGGAAAUAAGGAAUUAGGGCUUUAAAACCCUAAUAUAUGUGUAUGGCUUCGGGGGCAGUAGUUUUGGAAGGAAAAGAUGGUGAAAGAGAGAAACAGAGGUACAGCGAGACCAAGGUUUAUACCAGGAAAGUGUUUAAGGGUUCCAAGAAAGACAAUCUUCUCAAUUCCACCGUCAACGAUAUUAACCCCGGCCACGACAACAGUAAUAACAAUAACAUCUACAUCGGUGCUGCGAAGGACACUGCUGUCACCACAACAGCUGCUGACCCUAUCGGCAAGGGCAACAGCGAUGACAAUAAUGGCAACCUAUCUGUUCAGAUACCUGCUGAACCUCUUCCUUUGGAGUUUGGAGAUUCAGCUCAGCAACAGCUUGGUUCGUGCAUGGAUACUGCUGUGUCUGAUGACUGUUCAAGUCUUAAAAUGCAGUCGGCUGUGGCUGGAGCUGGAGCGGUGAAGACCGGUUCAGAGAACCAGGUGAAGAUCAGUUUGGCUUCAAGGUCAAAGCAGGAGGUGGUGGGACUGAGGAGGAAGUUGAUGAGUGAGCUUGAUUUGGUGAGGAAUUUGGUGAAGAGGAUUGAAGCCAAGGAACAGGAAAUAAGUGAGUUUGGUAAUUCCCUUGUUCCUUUGAAUAAUGCCGUUGAUUAUGGUUUCAAUAGGGGUGAACCAGAGGUGGCUUCAGUUGGCAUUUUGAAGGAGCCUGUUAAGAAAACAAGGCCUUUGAAUCAGUUGAAUAUUUCUUCCUUGAAGAAUAGUCAGGGCGCAAUUGAAAAUACGGAGAAGGAGAAGAGAACACCCAAGGCAAAUCAGUCUUAUCGAAGUUCUGAGUUUUUGCUUGCUAAUGAUAAGUUUCCGCCAGCUGAUAGUAACAAGAAGUUGAGAUUAUAUGGGAAAAAGCAAGGUGGAGGUGAAUUCACAAAUGGAUUUUUCAUGGGUAACAAGUUCUUUAAGAGAUGUAGUUCUUUGCUUGAAAGACUAAUGAAGCACAAGCAUGGUUGGGUCUUUAAUAAUCCUGUUGAUGUCGAAGGUUUGGGUUUGCAUGAUUAUUAUAGUGUCAUUAAACAUCCCAUGGAUUUGGGCACUGUGAAAUCGAGGCUUGGUAAGAACUGGUACAAGUCACCUAGAGAGUUUGCAGAGGAUGUCAGACUGACAUUUCAGAAUGCUAUGACAUAUAAUCCUAAGGGACAAGAUGUUAAUGUAAUGGCAGAACAGUUAUCAAAAAUAUUUGAGGGUAAAUGGGCAUCUAUAGAGGCAGAUUAUAUUCGAGAUAUGAGGCUUGCAAUAGAAUAUGAAGUGAGUCUUCGUAUGCCAGCACCAAGAAAGGCACAUUCAAUGCUACCACCUCCAAUUGAUACGAGAAGGAUAUUGGAUAGAUCGAUGACAUUCCCUGUUAAUCCAUCACCAAAACUAAUAGCUACUACUCCUUUGGGUUGGACUCCAGCCCCAAAAAAGCCUAAGGCAAAGGAUCCUUAUAAAAGGGAUAUGACUUAUGAGGAGAAGCAGAAGCUUAGCACUAACCUUCAGAGUUUGCCUAUAGAGAAGCUGGAUAACAUUGUACAGAUUAUCAAGAAAAGGAAUGCAGCUGUCCUUCAACAUGAUGAUGAAAUUGAAGUAGACAUUGAUAGUGUGGAUUCUGAGACUCUUUGGGAGCUAGAUAGAUUUAUUACCAACUACAAGAAAAGUUUGAGCAAAAACAAGAGAAAGGCUGAACUUUUCAUUCAAGCCAGAGCAGAAGCCGACCAGAGUGUACCCGAAAAAUUGCAGACCGUAGCUCCUGUUUCGGUGGAAGUGCCCAAGGAAACUACAAGAAAUGAGCAGAAUGUGUCCAUAUCACUUGCUGAAGGAAAACAGGGUGAUACUGCUAGUAGGUCAAGUAGUUCUAUCAGUGAUUCUGGGUCUUCUUCAAGUGACUCUGAUAGUGAAAGUUCCUCGGCAUCUGGAUCUGAUGCUGGACAUUCACCUGGAUCUUGAGCCCAUUGAGGUAUGCUGAAAUGUUCAUGUGUGUUAUAGGCACUCAUCAUUUGAUUUCUUCAAAGUUGCUUAUUUUAAAAUUACCUGUAUGGCUGUAAAACCAUUUACAGUUUUAUUUUUGUUGUGCUUCUUUCGAGUACUGUGAUUGCUGUUUAGUGAUGAUGUAAAUUGUGGUAAAAAUUCUGUCUUGUAGUCUCAGUAUUCACCAAGUGAGCGCAUGAUAACUUCUGUUAAAAUUUGGCUUUGUAAACAAUUCUGGAUUUGCAACUUCAGGGAAAAUUUGGAUUGAAAGAUCUAUUUAUGUUAUAAUUGAAAUAAGUGCUAAUUGUAACAAAUCAAAAGAUAGACUUAUGUUACAAUAUAAGCUCAUAUUUGGAUUGAAAGGUUGAUUUAUGUUGUGGUUUAUUUAGUUGUAGCUUAAAGAUGAGGGGUUUAUACAAGUACA
Hibiscus syriacus is the source of this 2742-nucleotide messenger RNA. RefSeq names its product transcription factor GTE4-like. The coding region runs from base 366 to 2297 and encodes 643 amino acids. Gene Ontology annotation, molecular function: protein binding. The record is from RefSeq and is a predicted model, not a curated record. NCBI's taxonomy places the organism in Eukaryota, Viridiplantae, Streptophyta, Magnoliopsida, Malvales, Malvaceae. The transcript has 4 exons.